CCUGUAUCACUCGAUUUAUACUAAUCAAGCGUCGAGGAUAAUAUUCCACUCUGCCAGUUGCGGCAGGCACAUCUUGUUUUUUUUCUCUCUGUAAUCCAGUAAGCUUUGUUUGAAAGGAGAACUUUAUCUUUUUAAUUAAGUAUACAAAAAAUAUAAAAAAUAAACAAGGAAAACGGAGUAGCUAUCAAAGAAUAUCGAUGUUUUUGCAGUGAAAAUUUAAAUAUUAGAAUAAAAAAGGAACUAUUUGACAGGUUUUGAUGAAGCUUUUUGUGAACUUACUUCCGAAAAAGAACUUUAAAUUAAAAUUUAUAUAAGGAUUCCGGCAUUUCAAUUGUUUGUUUAAAACAUUUAUUGGUGAAACAUAUGUUCAGGUAUGGAAUACUGUGAAUUCUAUAGAUGUGCUUAUAAAGUUAUUAGGAAAUAACAAAAGUAAAUGAAGAAAACUAUAAAAAUAUAAAAGGACAUUUUUUUAAUUUCUCAGUGUUUAGUUUGAAUAUUCAACAAAGGAUACAAAAUGGAUUUGUUUACAAGUAAAACAGGAUUCCAGUGUCUUCCAGUGUUAGCAGUAAUUUUUCAUCUAGCAACUACAUCAGAAUUGGGUCCAUCAUUAUUGACAGUGGAUCCCCCUCCCAUGGUAAACGACAAUAUUAAUCCAGACUGCUACAAUUUUACUCAUGGAAACUAUCACAAUAUGGAAUUUUAUAGCCCAGGAUAUCCUUCACAAUACCCAAAUAACAUUGACUGUGUCAUGUAUCUUCAAGCUCCACAUGGAUUUAACAUCAUGAUGUAUUUCAUGGACAAGUUCUCCAUCGAGGAAUCCGACGCAUGUAGGUUUGACUACAUUGAACUCCGGGAUGGACCAUUUGGCUAUUCUAAGUUAAUUGCAACAUUUUGUGGCGAGGGUUUCCCGGAAACAAUUCAUACGACGUCGAGAUUUCUCUGGGCGAGAUUUGCGUCUGAUCAGCUUGUACAGUUUGAUGGUUUUAGAGCCGUGUACGAGUACAAAAUUGACGAAGACUACACACCCAUGUCGUCUGUGGAGAAAGUUUGCCGGAUAUACAUGGACAAUAUGGCCCAAGAUGGGGAGCUCAAUUCCAAAGUGUUCCCAUUAGCAGAUACGUCACGUAGAGAUUAUCCAAUCGCAGACCCUGUCGAUUGCACGUGGGAAAUGCUUGCUGACCGUGGACACAUGAUUUUGCUUACCGAGAUUAAAUUACACAUGCUCAGAGAAGGACAGUGCAGCCGCAACAGAAUCGAAAUUUACGACAGAACUACCACAGAAGAUGAUCGAACUGGUGUUUACUGUGCCGGGCCUGUUCCGGAAUACUGGUCAGAGUCGAAUCGUGUAUACUUGAGAAUAUUAGGCAGUAGACUGUCCGAGAAACCAGUUUUGUUUGCAAGAUAUACUGUUUAUAGACCUGCAAGGAAGGAACAACGUGAGCCGUGCGAUUCCAGUGAGUUUCAUUGCGACGGUAUGUGUCUCAGUCAGGCCUUGGUAUGUAAUGGACAUAAGAACUGUCCUAAAAGUGGUUUAGACGAAAAAGGAUGUGGAGCUGAUGAGGCGUCAAAUUCCGAGUCUCAAACGAUUCCAUUGAUCGUUUUUAUUCUUGCUGGCGUUGGUGGACUAAUUCUCGUUAUUGUAAUUAUUGGUAUUUGUGUAACUUGUCGAUACAAACGAGGUCAAAAGAAACGGAAGGGAGUUCAGAGACAAGACAGUCAGAAACGAAAUGCUUUGGAAAUGGCAGUUAGUGACAGCACUAACACAGCGCAUCAACUAGCCAAACAGAAUAAUCAAGGUAGUUACUACUCCCUGCCUCGACCUUCAGGACAUGCAACCAUGAUGCAGCACAGAGGUAGCUUCUCUAGCAAAGUUCCAUCGGAAGGCGAUUACGGAGAUCACAUGUCUGAUUCGAGCGCCUAUAAGAAGUUUCUACAGUUAGAGCAAAACAUUGAUGAUGAUUCAAGCCGCUGUCCAUCACCUUACAGUCCAGGGUUUACAACAAUUAUUGAGCAACAUCCUGUCCCACCAGGAAUGACACCUGACCUCGGCUGGAACUACCAAGGUGAUAUUUCAGGUGUCCCCAGCCUGGCAGAGAACUUGUCCAAAUUACAGCAAUACACUAAUUUUAGCAGUAGCUUGCCGAAAACGAUUCCUGUCCAACAAGGAGGCGAUCAUCCGAAUACAGGUAUGACAAUGGAGUUUAGAUACGACCCAUCACCAACCGUAUAUCCGGCGUCUAAAUUUAGAAUUAAGUCUCCUGAAUUAAGCUACGGUUGGAAUCCAGAUAAUAAAACUGGAAGUCCAGCAGCUAAAUCUCUCACAUUCAAAAACCAAGACGCUGAUGUGGCGCCAGAUCUCACGCGAGAGAUUGAAACAACAUGAUGAUAUCAUUUUUAAAAAAAUAAACACUGUUAGUAAAUUUGCAGCAAUUGGGGUGUUCGAAAACAAAGGGAUCAAAUACUUAAAUGUGACAUGCGAAAUGUCUGCGCUCAAGGAUUCAAAUUCACAACAUCACUUGAGAUAUAUGUGAUAAUUGUAUCAAUAAUAAAAGUGAAGCAUAACACCCAUGUUAUGUUAAAGUCAAAAGGAAAGACUGCUGAGAAUAAUGUGGGAAAAGAUAAAAUGAUGGAUGUUUCAUGCACUUUGAUGUGUGUUAUGUUGCUUAAAACUGAUGAAACUAGUGAGUGAACCUUUAUGGUUAUCAGUGUUGCAGAACGGAUGAUUUGUGACAAGAUUUUGAUUUCGUUUCUUUUCUAGAUAGUUUGUACAUAUUUGUGUAAUAAUUACACAAUAUAACUUAUCCUAUGCUUUUGUUGCAGAAUGCUUUUUGCGAAAAUCGACCUGCUAUUUACCAAGGUUGAUAACAUAGUUAAAAUGAAGUAAAAAUGACACAAACCCAAAAUGACUCUUACAAACUUCGUGAAAACGAGAUUUCGUAAAGACGACACUAUGUAUUACAGAUCUUGUAUAUUUGCGUUUUAGCUCACUAUCUACAUGUAGUACCAAAAUCAGUACGGUCACAAUACGCUGCUGCACCCGCAAUGUGCAACGUGUUAGAAUCGAAAUGAUAUGUUUUGUGAGAUAUUAUAGCAUUUAUAAAAACCUGUCGUCGGUUAUUUGUAUCAAUUUAAAGGGUGUUAAAAGUAAAGCUAUAUAUGGUCAAAAAUAACUAAUUCAAAACUGUACACUCACGUUGUUCGCACAUGCUCGAGUUGACACAGAUGAUUCAUACAUAAAACAGAAAAAAAAUCCCAUGCCAAAUAUGAUUCAACUAGUAUGUCACUAAUUCUUUGUAAUCAUUCACUGAAGCCUUUCGCCCUCUUCGUGAUAAUGUUACUGCACAUUUGAACUCGAAUCGUGUAUCAUUCUACGGAAAGCACUAUUUCCUCCGAUGUACAGUUAUUUACUAUUUUUAUACAGUUUGUAUAAAUUUAAAGUGAAUUAGUCUAUAAUUAAAGGUCUGUAGUACAAUUAAUAAUUACUUUGAUAGUAUUUAGUAUAAGACAUUACAACAAAUCACGAAAUAAUUAUAUAUGGAUGUUCUUGGCAAUUGUGAGAUACAUGUUCCGAUAUUACAUAUAUUUAUAUAGCAUAUAAUAAAGUGUUCUAGAACAAAAUAUUAUUAUUUAUCAUAUAAAUGUAAAUCAUUUAGAACUAUAAUAUGUUAUAUCUUUCAAAGAAUAUUUCAUAAGACUAUACAAAUGAUACAUUUCUAUUGUUUAUAUCAGUAUUUGAAAUGUUAACGGAAAAUGUGCCCAUUAUAGAUCAAAAAACAAAUGUUUGUGAAUGGCUGGAAAUUAUUGUUUCACCAAAUAUAAAAUAUAUAUGCUGAAAUUUCAAUUUUGACCAUUUUUUGUAUCAUACUGUAUAACCAAAUCUAAUAUAUGCAUCUAUAGUGUGAACAGUGACUAUGACUAUCAAAACUUGCGGCACCAAUUUCGUUGCAACAAAUCUAUUUUAUAUCAGGACGUGUUAAAGUCUUGAUAAGAAUAUUUUAACAUCAUUAUACUAAUUUGAAUUUAUUGGUGCACUAAAUGUGUGUAUUAGCUUGUUUAUAUGUUGUUUAUUUUUGUAAAUUGAACAUAGUAGAUUAUGUAGUAAAUCAAUAUUAUAUAUAUUUUUAAAAUGUGUUUGUAUAUUGUGUUAUAAAUUGGUAUAAGAUUAAUAGUUCUUGCUUGUACUUUGCUAUAUAACUGUUAUUAUUAGACACCGCUAGACGCCGCGCGCAUGCGACGUCUAGUAGAUAUGCAUUUGUCCAUAUAGCAAUGGGGAAAAUUUUAGAUUUGAUUUUGUGUAUUUUUGUUUUGUUUUAACAAAUCACACUGUUUUCAAAUUUUCUAAUAAAAAUAGCUUUUCUGAUGUACAACAUGUCACAGAGCUUUAAGGGGAUUAGAAUAAACGUUUAACUGAA
Messenger RNA from Ruditapes philippinarum (Manila clam), 4412 nucleotides. Its product is annotated as neuropilin and tolloid-like protein 2. The transcript has 9 exons. Lineage: Eukaryota; Metazoa; Mollusca; Bivalvia; Venerida; Veneridae. Gene Ontology annotation, molecular function: protein binding. Bases 515 to 2383 code for a protein of 622 amino acids. The record is from RefSeq and is a predicted model, not a curated record.